This is a messenger RNA of Nerophis lumbriciformis (worm pipefish), 3939 nucleotides long. RefSeq names its product mitotic deacetylase associated SANT domain protein a (gene mideasa). Gene Ontology annotation, molecular function: transcription corepressor activity. Lineage: Eukaryota; Metazoa; Chordata; Actinopteri; Syngnathiformes; Syngnathidae. Gene Ontology annotation, biological process: regulation of transcription by RNA polymerase II; negative regulation of DNA-templated transcription. The record is from RefSeq and is a predicted model, not a curated record. Gene Ontology annotation, cellular component: histone deacetylase complex; transcription regulator complex.
AAAAAAAAAAAAAAAAAAAAAGAGCAGUUGCAGCAGCACCUUCCGGUGCUUUCGAUGAUUCCACCCGUAUAGACUGUACGCCAUAUUUAACUGCUGGGGAAAACUCCGGGGUGGAGAGGAAAGUUGUUCAGUUGUUGCGCACAAUCAUGGACCUCCACGAUUUUCUUUGCAAAGAAACAUUUGCCACGGAGAAGAAGCGACCGUCUCGCGUGUGAGGUGCGGCACGCCAAAGAGGAUGGGCGUCACACGUCAGUGGUAAUUUCCCACCCGCAAAAAAAAAGAAAAGUCAAGCGCAGGAAAAGGGGGAAAGACACGCUCUUUUCACGUUACAAUGAGUCUUCCUCCUCAGAUUAACCCCGACAAGAGCGGCAAGCACCGCGCGGCAGCCAUGAAGGAGCCCGUGCAACAUUCCGCGGAGGUUUAUUACGGACUGGAGUCGGGCCAGGGUGACAUGGCGGGAAGCUCGGGUGUUUUCAACCCGGAGAAAGCGCCUCAGGUCCUGCCGUCCUAUCAACAGGUCACUCCUGUCAAGUGGAUGCACCAGGACUCCACCGGCUGGUCUCAGGAAGCCCCCGUUACCGGGUGGGGACAGAACUUUGGGCCCUACGUGAACGCCCGCGGCUUCAAUAAGCGAGUGCACGAGCCUCUACAGAUGGCGGGCGACAAUCAGCAGCAGCAGCAGCAGCAGCAGCAGCAGCAGCAGCUGGAAGUGUACCGGGACGCCGCCCGGGGUCAAGCCCAGGGGCGGGGGCUGGAGUGGGAGCAGCAGGCGGCGGCUGCCAUGCAUCAAGCCCAGAUGCAGGCGUACCAACACGGACACAAGGACCUGCAAGGGACGCCGCACAACGUGCAGGGAUCCAUGCUGCAGCCUUUCCAGGCCACGUUCAGCAAGCAGCAGUUCUCGUCGGGGUACUACCCGGUUUUUACGGGCAACAAGGGAAUGCAGGGCUUAGCAUACGGGGAGCAGCCGAAAACACAACAACAACAACAACAGCAGCUGCUACACCAAAUGCAGCAGCAGCAGCAGCAGCAGCAACAAAUGCAGCAGCAGCAGCAGCAGCAGCAGCAGCAGCAGCAGCAACUUCAGCUGCAGCAGCAACUUAAGCAGCAGCAGCAGAUGCAGCAAAUGCAGCAGCUGCAGCAGCAUCAAUACCACCAGCAGCAACUACACGAGCGACAGCAACAAAUGCAGAAAAUGCAGCAAGCACAAACUCUCCCCCAGCUGGAGAUUCAACACGCUAAUUUUGCCACUUACCAGCCCCCUGAAAAAAAGGACGCCGCGCCAUCGCUGGAGGUCCAACCCCAGGGUGCCGAGACAUACCUCCAACGGGUCUCCGCGAACCCGGCGGAACCCGCGCCGGCCCCUCCCCGCCGCUCGCGCCGCCUCUCCAGAGACGGACAGUCGCCUCAAUCCCCGCCGGCCCCCGCCAACAUGUGGGCCCCCAAGGAAGCCUCCCAGAACGGAGUGGCGGGGGCUCAGGCGGCCGCCAGGGGAGGGGACAGCCAGGCGGCGACGGGGGGAGUCAUCCAAAGCACCCGCAGGAGGAGGAGGGCGUCGAAGGAGAUCAACCUGGAGACCCUGGCCCAGAAGGCGUCGGAAAUGCCCUCUCUGCCCGAGUCCCUGUCGGCGGCUCUCAAAACCGAGCAGGGAGACGGUCCUCGAGGCAAACACGCCACCAUGGUCCCUUUAGUCAUGCCCGUGUCAGUGCCGGUGCCCAGGAGUCAAACGGCGCCACAGGGAGCUUCGCCGCACGGACGAGCGGCGCAGGCGGAGCGGCCCGCGGCGCAGCCGGACUGCAAACCUUCCGUCAUCGUGGCUCGACGGAAAUCCCUCAGAAACACGGAUGCAGAAAGUGACCAAGGUCUAGAUGAAGAGGGUAAGGCCAAACAAAAGCGGCGCCCCCGCCCGGAGCCGCUCAUCAUCCCCCCGCCCAGACCUUCCACCUUCAUCCCGGCGUCCGUUUACUCCAGCAUCAGCGCCUACCAGAGCAAUCUACGCUCCCCCAUCCGCCUGCCGGACAACCCCAUGACUUUGCCCCCAUACACGCCCCCGCCCAUCCUGUCUCCCGUGCGGGAAGGCUCCGGACUCUACUUCUCCGCUUUUCUCACCAACUUCGCCGUGAGCAACCAAAUCCUCCCGCCGCCGCCACCACCGCCGCCACCCACGCCCAAGACGUCCGUCAGGAGUCUCCUACGCUCCACGAGUUCAGACAUCACACCGCCCGUUCUGCCUUUGAUCACCGACGCCACACCUGUGAGCCUUGAACCCCGCAUCAACAUCGGGCAGCAGCACCAGGCGGAAAUUCCCGAGUUGGUGCAACAGCACUCGGCCCAGUCAGACCAGCACCAGGCUGACCUGGUUUGGCUUCCUUUAAAUGACACACGGCUUCAACACCCAGAACCGGACAGCGUGGAGAAUCUGAUGAAAAUGGCGUGUUCCAGCGUGAUCGAUGGCGGAGGAACCAACCAGGAGCUGGCUUUGCAUUGUUUACAUGAAAGUGGAGGAAAUGUGCUUGAGACACUCAGACGUCUGCUGCUUCAAAAGCCAAUCUUCCCCAAAGGCCAUCACCUGGCAGGUUAUCACUACUCGGGCUCCGACAGUUGGAGUGCAGAAGAGAAGCACUACUUCAAUAAAGGAAUCUCCGCCUACAGGAAGGACUUCUUCUUGGUGCAAAAACUGGUGCAGACCAAGACCGUGGCUCAGUGUGUUGAGUUCUACUACGCGUACAAGAAACAAGUGAAGAUCGCCCGGGAUGGGAUUUUAACCUUCGGCCCUUCUGACUCACCUGUGGAUAAACACACAGAGGCUGUGGUGGACUUAAAGAGUUCCCAGCAGUCCAAACCGUCUCAGGUAGAGGAGAAGAAGGAGACGUCCUACGACGCCGCGAGCAAUCAGCAGCAGGCCAUGGCCGCUCAGUGUCUGAAAGCUCACGACUACGCGGGAACCGUGCUGGUGAUCAAAGAACCGGAAAACGCCAUCAAGGAGGUUGUGUACGCGCCGACGCCACAAAGGCCUCGUGCUGACGCGGCGGCGAAGAAGAGCAAAGCGCCUGUAAAGCCCGCACAAGAUCCUGAUGCGGUGUUUCCAUGCAAGAAGUGUGGCAGGGUGUUCAACAAAGUGAAGAGUCGGAGCGCCCACAUGAAGAGUCACGCCGAGCAAGAAAAGAAGGCCGCGGCUCUUCGCCAGAGGGUGGCGGAGGAGCAGGCGGCAGCGUUGGCCGCCCGAGCACGGAAGGAGGCCACGUUGGCGGCGGCGGCGGCUCAUCAGGACGGAGCGGAGAAUCAGGCGGAGAUGAGCAGCCAGGAGGACUCAUCAGAGGUCGAGGACGACAAUGACGUGGACUGGCGCUGAGACAAAAACUGCGAAACGCAUGCAAGAGAAUAAUCAAAGAGAGGAAUAAGCACAAGAACCUUCUAGGUGUUCCUGUUGGCCUCUUGCACUAAUUUCCUGGCUGACGGUUCCACUGCUAAGACUCAUCUUAACGCCUCUCAGCAGGCUGGCACUCCACAUUUGUAUCUUUUAAAAUAUUCAAGAGAACUUUAUUUUUUUCUAACUGCACUUACACAGUACGCUUGUUUGUUUUUUUGCCGACGUUGCCUUUUUUUUAUAUAACCUUUAUUUAAUUGACUAGAUUCUCCUCGGGUGUUUUUGGUGUUUCAUGAUCGAUAGCCUGUUCAACAAUGUUUCGCACAGAACAAAAAAAAUAAAUUAAAAAAAAUGUACGGCUCAUAUUUAAAAAAACAAAAAUGAGCGCUUGUAUUCCAAAUAUGUUUGGUGUGAAUGUUGCAGAGUUUGGUUGCACACUUGCUUUUUUUUUGUUGCUUUUUUUACAACCUUUAAAUUUAAAUUGUACAAACAAGUAUAUACAAAUUGUAAUAUUUAUGCAUUUUUCAAUAAUGUUAAUAUAAAAAAUAAAUAUAUUGCAAUAUAACUUGGAA